AUGUACAAUCUUAGUAGUUACCCUCCUCCUCGGUACUCCAGUUGUCCCCGGCCUGGUCCUCGCGGGUUACCCUCUCCCCCUACCCCUAUCCCUUCUCCUAUGAGUGUUGAGUGGCGCAGUCCAUAUCAUAGUCCCUCUUUCCCGCAUCCGGGUAAUUCCCAUAGGGUAUAUCCACUGGUAGUCGGCCUCGUCCCCCCCACCCCGCUCAGGCAUCUCCCCCCUACAUUGAUCUCGUGCCCCCUCGCGGAGGUCCCGUUUCCGCUGGAGUAUCUACAUGUUCUCCCCCUCUCAUUGAUCCCGUGGGUCCUAGCCGAGGUCCCGGAUCCACUGGAGUAUCUACACGUCCAGUUAUCACUACUGCAUCAUCAGUGGAUGAAUGAAUUGAGGAAGCUGACGAAGGACCUGAUUAGAAAGGUCAAAGUGUCUGAUCACGACCUGGCUGACGAAUAUGAUGAGAAGCUGCAGGAUACGAUGAUCCGUUAUUACAAGGCCCCAUGA
Oldenlandia corymbosa var. corymbosa is the source of this 498-nucleotide messenger RNA. NCBI's taxonomy places the organism in Eukaryota, Viridiplantae, Streptophyta, Magnoliopsida, Gentianales, Rubiaceae. The record is from the annotation of a GenBank genome assembly.